Messenger RNA from Vanrija pseudolonga, 903 nucleotides. RefSeq names its product ADP-ribosylation factor (gene ARF). Bases 91 to 639 code for a protein of 182 amino acids. Gene Ontology annotation, cellular component: cytoplasm; plasma membrane. NCBI's taxonomy places the organism in Eukaryota, Fungi, Basidiomycota, Tremellomycetes, Trichosporonales, Trichosporonaceae. Gene Ontology annotation, molecular function: GTP binding; GTPase activity. Gene Ontology annotation, biological process: vesicle-mediated transport; intracellular protein transport. The transcript is spliced from 7 exons. The record is from RefSeq and is a predicted model, not a curated record.
CCACCAACACCCACCUACUACUACUUCUUCCUCCUCAAUCUCUUUCAUCCUUAAUCCACCCUUUCCUCAACACCCAACAACAAACCAACAAUGGGUCUCUCCGUCUCCCGCCUCCUCUCCGGCCUCUUCGGCAAGAAGGAGAUGCGUAUCCUCAUGGUCGGUCUCGACGCCGCCGGUAAGACCACCAUCCUCUACAAGCUCAAGCUCGGCGAGAUUGUCACGACCAUCCCCACCAUUGGCUUCAACGUCGAGACUGUCGAGUACAAGAACAUCUCGUUCACCGUCUGGGACGUCGGAGGACAGGACAAGAUCCGUCCCCUCUGGAGGCACUACUUCCAGAACACCCAGGGUAUCAUCUUCGUCGUUGACUCGAACGACCGUGAGCGUAUCACCGAGGCCCGCGAGGAGCUCCAGCGCAUGUUGAGUGAGGACGAGCUCCGCGACGCUCUCCUCCUUGUCUUCGCCAACAAGCAGGAUCUCCCCAACGCCAUGAACGCUGCCGACAUCACCGACAAGCUUGGCCUCCACUCGCUCCGCCAGCGCCAGUGGUACAUCCAGGCCGCGUGCGCCACCUCGGGUGACGGUCUCUACGAGGGUCUGGAAUGGCUCUCGACCAACCUUAAGAAGCGCGGCCAGUAGACGCCCGGCCAUGCAGCGAUGCCCCCUGCGCUCUAGCAUCUCUCGUACCCUCCGUUCCCCUCCUAACCCCGCACGUGUCCUUUCCACCUCGCUCCUCCGGCCUGACCCAUGCCACAUCUCUCAGUCCCACCCUCUCUCGUCCACUGCGGCUCGCUCCGGUCCCGAAAUGAAGCUUAUUAUUUUUUUCAUUGUACGCACCGUCGUCGUGUCUAGUGUGUGUUGAGCGUGUUGGUAGAGAUAUGCCUGUGACGUUUUCUUUGUGGG